Molecule: messenger RNA, 1585 nt
Organism: Musa acuminata subsp. malaccensis (wild Malaysian banana)
Lineage: Eukaryota; Viridiplantae; Streptophyta; Magnoliopsida; Zingiberales; Musaceae
Product: chaperone protein dnaJ 11, chloroplastic
Source: RefSeq, a predicted model, not a curated record
ACUCCCCCUUUCCCCGCCCCAACAAACAGCCACCUUCUCUCUCUCGCCAUGUCGCCGCCCUCCUCCUUCGCCUCUUCCCAAUUCCUCGGCCUCCUCGUCACCCCGCCUCCCCGUUCCUCCGCCGCCUCGCUCUCGCCUCCUUCCCCCUCCACCCUCCGCUCCUCUGGCGUCUCCGCUGCCUAUGCUGGCGCGGCCGAGCGGGCGCGCGCCGCUUCCCUCUCACCCUCCUCCUCCUCCCUUUACGAUACCCUCGGCGUCUCCCCUGGCGCUAGCGGCCAGGAGAUCAAGACCUCGUACCGCCGCUUGGCGCUCGAGUGCCAUCCGGACGUGGUCGCCACCGGCCGCAGGGGUGCCUCCGCGGACGAGUUCAUGCGGGUCCAUGCCGCCUACGCCACCCUUUCCGACCCGGUCAAGCGCGCCUACUACGACCGCGAACUGACGGCCGCGGCCGCGAUCCUCGUCCACCACCGCCGUUCGGAACCGGCACCGUCGCCGUCGCCGUCGCCCCUGGCGUACGCGCGCUGCACGUCGUACCCCGGAUACGGUCGCCGAACAUGGGAGACCGACCAGUGCUGGUAGAAGUCGAGACGGGCCGGUCGGUUUGAUCCCAAAUAAGGAGACCGUCCGAUAAAAUUUGGACGGCCCUGAUCUGAGCCUUAUGCUAAUACUCCACUCCGGGGCAAUGUGAACGAAGCUUUUAUUAUGAUCCAAAGCUUCCACGGCCACACCUACUGAUCUUGCUUGUCUCUGAUAUGCUGCUGCUUGUAAGGUAUUGCAUGCAUCAUAACCUGCUCCAAUCUAGAAUAGGCUUUCCACCAAGCGCUGAAUUUACCCAACAUACAGGAAGGAGGAAGAUAAUGGAAGAGAAGGCCUAUUCUAGAACAAGUUGUGGAUGACGAUGAGGUGGAACAAAUUGUGGAGGACGAUGAGGAGGAGAAUGGAGGGAGGAGGAGCAAUAUCCUCACUUUGGGAGAGAGAAGGAUGAUAAAUAAGCACUGUCAACAGUACUGCCCAGUCCUUGGACCUCAGAGACUGAAAAAAAAAAAAGAAAAGGGAGCUAACAAGAUGAGGCAGGACCUCAGAGCAUUGAUUUGGAGACUUGGCAUAUCAUUAUCAACACAUGUUGGACUUGAGCACAAACCAACAUAACCAUAGUUGUUGGGAGGGUGAAGUGGGGACUACUUUUGCUUCAGGUCUCUGUUGAGUGGAGUGACUUUGGGUUGCAAUGUUGAUAAGAAUUGGCAGUGACCUCGGUCUCUUUUAUUUUAGAUGUGGAUGUGUAGUGGGUAAUCCAUCAACCUCUCCUAAUUGGGGGCAUUGAAAGUUUCUAAGCUUCUAGAUGAUGGCCCGAAAUAAUUGUAGGUUAUAUCUGAUGGCCAAACUUGGUAGUGCACAUGGACCAGGUGCAAGAGAAGAAACAACAAUGAUAGAGGCAACCGAGAAGGAGAUGUGAAAGUUCUGUGCCAAGUUGCCUUAUGUCAGAUGUGGGACAUGGUGGGGACAGCAUGUAGGACACAAAUCUCCUGCAAUUUUAUUUGUGGAGAAGAAGACAAUGGUGAAUGACAAUUAGAAAAAUACGAGCCGA